This is a messenger RNA of Colletotrichum chrysophilum, 360 nucleotides long. RefSeq lists its product as uncharacterized. The record is from RefSeq and is a predicted model, not a curated record. The transcript has a single exon. Gene Ontology annotation, molecular function: monooxygenase activity. The coding region runs from base 1 to 360 and encodes 119 amino acids. NCBI's taxonomy places the organism in Eukaryota, Fungi, Ascomycota, Sordariomycetes, Glomerellales, Glomerellaceae. Gene Ontology annotation, biological process: secondary metabolite biosynthetic process.
AUGGCUGUGGAAGACGGUGCAGUCCUUGGCAAACUCUUGGGCUUGCUCAAUGCCUCUUCGAAUGGAACCACGCCGGCGGAGUUGAUUCCGGAGGUGCUCCAGCUCUAUGAGACACUGAGAAAAUCACGGACGACCGUGAAUGUUCAAGGCGCAAGAUCGAACCAGAAGUGGUAUCAAAUACCGGACGGGCCCGAGCAGGAAGCGCGAGAUGCCGAGAUGGCAGGUGCCAAGUUGGCCGACGGGCUGUCACCCACGGGCUGGAGGUGGAUUGACCCGGAAUAUCAGAAAGAGCUCCUCGGUCAUGACGUUGUGGCUGAGGCUGUCAAGGCGUUUGAAGAGUGGGAGGCGGCUAGAGCAUGA